Messenger RNA from Anastrepha ludens (Mexican fruit fly), 8350 nucleotides. It is a transcript of the gene otk, whose product is annotated as tyrosine-protein kinase-like otk. Bases 1524 to 4667 code for a protein of 1047 amino acids. The record is from RefSeq and is a predicted model, not a curated record. Gene Ontology annotation, molecular function: ATP binding; protein kinase activity; cell-cell adhesion mediator activity. Gene Ontology annotation, cellular component: plasma membrane; axon. NCBI's taxonomy places the organism in Eukaryota, Metazoa, Arthropoda, Insecta, Diptera, Tephritidae. Gene Ontology annotation, biological process: protein phosphorylation; axon guidance; homophilic cell-cell adhesion. The transcript has 9 exons.
UUGAAUGAGUACGGUUAAGUUGUUCAAGAAUACGCGCGUGUUUGUGAAACAAUUAAAUUAAGAGGGGAAGUGUUCAUUUGAUUCAUAUUGAGGAAAAGCUAAUACGAAUGCAAAAGCACAAAAAAAAAAAAAACAAAUUGGUUGAAUACAAAAUUAAAGAUUUGUGCGAAAAAUAAAACAUUUCUUGCAUUGUAAAUUAUUGGGUGUGUAUUUAAGUAUUUACCAUACAUCUUAUUUGAGCAAACAUUUUUAAUUAAGUUACACAAAGGUAAUUGAACUGUCUCACGUCGAUUUGACGCAGUCACAGUAGUUGUUCAUUGAACACCCCGCGCGUUUCUUCAUGAUACAUUUAGGCGUUUACAAACGUACGCACUAGUAUGUACGCAUAAAAGAGCAUAUGCACUUAUGCACAAUUACCGGCAACCGCAACAAAGUCGAUGUCGGCAGUUGCAUUUGGGUAAUGCACACCAACACACACCUCCAUUAGUUUUCGACGUAUCAGUAUCUGGUAAUACGAUUGUUGAGUCGCGUAUCUUGGCCAUGUCGGUUUGUCUGAUUGUUGGUGGCAUGACUCUACUCAUACACAAACUUUAGUGCCAUCAAUCGAGCCGCACGCCGCCUUUUAUCACACAUUUGUCGUAGAGCCGCAGCCGUCGCCAUUCACCUCGCUAUCAUUGGAAACGCUGUCAUUUGUCAUUCCGUGCGUCGAUAUCAAAGAUAAAUAAUAAAAGCAAGAACCAUAAAAAGAUUACGAAAAUACAUACAUAGGUAUGUAUGUGCAUAUGUGUUUAUAAUUGCUGAAUCAACCACAACUCUUUAUUAAUUACACAACUAUCGAAUGCAUUUAAUGCCGAACUCGGUUUCACUCAUCGGCCUGCAUUGAGUAAAUUACAAUUAAGUUGAGGCAAUAACAAGUGCAUAAGUCCUCGUUCGUAUGUACGUAGUGCAUACACAUGGACACAAAAACAAAAAAGAUGCCUUGUUAAAAAGUGCAACGCCGAAAAAACCGAAACUAACAACUAAAUCAACAACUUCGAAUACAGGCAUUAAAUAAACUUACGGCCGCCAUCGAAUCGGUCUGCCCGGUCUCGCCGUAGACUCAACCGAAAAGUGCAAAACAUAGGUGUAUGUAUGUAUGUGCAUACCUACAUGAGACUUAAGGAAUAACAAAUAUUAGUCGGUAAACAAUAAAUAUUUGCUUAUGUGCAAAGUGAAGUGAACAUUUUGAAUUGAAGAGUGUGUGGUGGGCAUUUUUUAUCCAUUACUCAGCCGUGGCCCCUCAUGCGUAUGCAUGUAUGUAUGUGCAUUUGUUUGCCUACAUUCCAUUCGUAGUAGCGCGGUGGCGAAGUGUAAAAUUUCUGUGAAAAACUAUUAAAACCACCGUCUAUACAUCGUACGCGAUUUCCGCAGUAUAUUUGAGCAGCCAAUGUUGCCAUUACCAUCUCGCAAUCAUCAAUAAGCAGUAGCGAAGAUAAGAGCUGAAAGGCUUUUUCUGCAUUUAAUAAGAAUUACCUAAAAACGAAAUGGAUUAUUGCUGCAUUGUAAAUUGGUUAUUCGCUGCUGUUGUUUGUGUGCUCCAACUGAUAGCGUCUUCCGAGGCAGAUUCAUCGCGUUUCAUUACCACGCCACAAAGUCAAACAGUCGUUGAAGGCGAUCCCGUUGUGUUUAAUUGUCUCGCGACAUCCGUCGAUGAACUCCACUACACUUGGCUGCACAACAAUGUACCCGUAGAAAAUUCGACACGUGUGCGACAAUUUAAAUCGAAUCUUCAUAUUGAGACAGCGCAACGUGACACUGACAUUGGUGAUUACGUUUGUAUAGCGACGAGUGCGACAAGUGGAGCACGUCAAGCAUCACCUCCGGCAAGGCUCAAUAUCAUUUGGAUACAAACUGCUACCGUUCAAUUGUUGAGCGGCAAUCGCAAUGAAGUCACUCUCAAGUGCCACGUCGAGGGCUCUUCUGGCGACGGAAUGCUCGAAAUCGAAUGGUUCCGCAACAGCGAAAAAUUGAGUACUCUCAAAAACAUCGAACUACAGCAAAAUCGUCUCAUUAUACGUAAACCGAAUGCUGCCGAUAGCGGCUUUUAUCGUUGCAUUGCCUCCAAUGCGGCAGGACGGGCGAUGAGCAAAAAAGGUUAUGUACUGCAAUGGUCGAACAUUGAUGGUGGAUUGCCUGAGCGUGCCAUUAUCGGUGGUGGCAGAAAUGGCAAUACCGCCUUCACCUCUUCCAAAUGCAUAGAGCGUCUCAAGAAGAUUCAAAAAUUGCCCAUGGAAAUAAUGAAUGAAAUGCUCCUUUGCCGCGGCAAGCGUGGUGGUCAAAUGGGUGAAGAUAAAUUGCCGCCCAUCACAGAUGUUAUCAUCAGGGAGGGACCGGCUAGUAAGCACGUCAAAGAGAAUGAGCCCAUCGAAUUAGUCUGCUCCCACUCGGUGCCGCAAAAAUAUCGCCAAGUGCAACUACGUUGGCGGAAAGACGGUAAAGGUUUUCGUAUGAUGGAGCUCGGUGCAGCUACCACAGCCUCUACUUCUACACCUACCGAUACGGCCAAGGAAUUGACGAUGCGCGAGGAUUCGCGCAUAGUUCUCAGUCGAACUAAUGGUUCCCUACUGUUCAACAAUGUGUUUGCAAGCGAUGCCGGACAAUAUGUUUGUCAAAUCUACGUGGAAGGUCAUCGGCCGAUUACUUCGGAGCCUGGUGAGCUACAAGUCAUCGAACAGUUAAAGUUCGUGCCACAGCCGACGUCAAAGAACUUGGAGCUGGGCAGUGUGGGAAAGGUGCAUUGUAAGGCGCAGGGAACACCACCACCACAAGUAAAAUGGAUACGGGAAUCUGAUGGUCAAUUGUCCGAGACAGUCGAUGACAUCAACGGUACGUUAAUAUUCAAGAACGUUAGCGCCGAGCAUCGUGGCAAUUACACCUGUGUUGCGAGCAAUUCGCAAGGGCAAAUCAAUGCCACCGUCACUGUGAAUGUAGUAGUGGCGCCGCGCUUCUCUGUUGCGCCCGAAGGUCCCAUCGAAACGGGUGAAAUGGGGGUGGCGGUCAUGCAUUGUCAAGCUAUUGGUGAUCCCAAACCCACAAUACAGUGGGACAAGGACUUGAAAUAUUUAAGUGAGAAUAAUACUGACAAGAAUCGUUUUCGUUUUCUGGAGAAUGGCACGCUCGAAAUACGUGAUGUACAUACGGACGAUGAGGGUCGUUACGGAUGUACGAUUGGUAACAGUGCCGGACUGAAGCGCGAGGAGGUACGCUUUGUUGUUAAAUCCUCUGACGGUGCUGCUUCUGAAGAAACAGGUGAUGGCUUUCUUAUCACACGCGCUGUUCUUAUUACAAUGUCUGUAGCCCUGGCUUAUAUAGUUCUAGUUGUUGGCUUAAUGAUUUGGUGCCGCUUCCGCCGCCAAGCACGUAAGGCACGCUUAAACGAAGCUAAUAAAGAUAACCCUGAAUCUGGUGAACUAGGCAAAUCGCCCGAAAAUGAGCCUUGCCUGCCAGAGCACGUGUCCUCUGGAAAGACUCGUAAAGUAAAUGGCAAUAAUAACCCUCGUGGCAGCGGCAACGAGGCAGCAAAAUCCGACGACACGGCUUGUAGUAACCACUCGAAGGGCUCAAAACGUUCACACGCCUUGGAUCAGUUGGCCUUGCCACGUUCAGGUAUCAGUGAGCUUAUACAAAUAGGACGGGGCGAGUUUGGUGAUAUAUUUGUAGGCAAAGUAAAGGCGUCGGUUAUUCGCCAAGUGGACGAAAAAGAUAUUGAAACAGACAGACAUAAUAACGGUGAAAAUAAUGGUGCAAUCACUUCAAUCGAAAAGCGACGUUCGAAAACAUCAAUGGAUGACAUUGAAGAGAUACGAGAAGAACAAGAAACCGGCAGUGCCGAUGGUGAUACUACAUCUACAACAACAGAUGAAUACAAAUUAGUGUUGGUUAAGGCAUUGAAUAAAUUUAAGGAUGAAAAUAUUUGUCAGGAAUUCAAAAGACAAAUCGAUAUGUUUCGCGCUAUUUCACAUAAGGGCGUGGUCCGAUUGUUUGGCAUCUGCCGCGAGAAAGAUCCACAUUAUUUGGUUCUGGAAUACACAGACUGGGGUGACCUGAAACAAUUCCUUCUGGCCACUGCCGGCAAAGUAAAUACCUCGAAUAAUUCUGCACCAUCGCCUCCACCACUCCAGACGGGGCAAAUUUUGGCGGUAGCAUACCAAAUUGCGCGUGGCAUGGAUGCCAUUUACAGAUCGCGAUUUAUACACAAGGACUUAGCUACCCGCAACUGUGUCAUCUCCAGUGAUUUUAUUGUGAAAGUCUCAUACCCCGCUUUAUCCAAAGACAAAUACAGUCGAGAAUACUACAAGCACCGCAACACUCUAUUGCCUGUUCGCUGGCUGGCGCCUGAAUGUAUUCAAGAGGAUGAUUACACAACAAAGAGUGAUAUUUUUGCAUUUGGUGUUGUUGUUUGGGAGCUAUUCAGCCAGGCCACGAAAUUACCUUUCGAAGAGCUGAGUAACGAAGAGGUUAUACAACGCAGUCAGUCUUGCAAAUUGGAGUGGGCAUGUGCGAAUGGCACACCAGAUAGUUUGAAAGAGAUUUUGCUCACCUGUUGGAACUUAAAUCCGAAAGAGCGACCAUCGUUUAGUCAACUCUGCUCAGCACUCAGUAAAGCAAUGCAAAAUGGUGAUAAAUAAAUAUACUUUUCUUAUUUAUAAUUUAUUCAACAUAUUUACCUUAAAAUAUUUAUGUAAUUUUAUUUUACUUAUAAGUUGAGAAGCUGAGAAUCUAUAUAUAAUUUUUGGGGGCUUUAGUGGUAAGCCAAAUAAUUUUUUUUAUUUUUAUUAUUAAUAAGUUUUGACAAUUUAUAUGUUUCUUAUUUAAUUUUAAUCAGUUUUUUAUGCGAAAUAAUUGUUGAAAAUUAACGUGAUUUUUGCGCCACUUCAAACUCGCGCUUUAUUAUGUUACAUUUCAAUGGGCUAUAACACUGCAAACCCGACAUUUUUCUAAAAAUUAUGAUUAAAUAAUAUGAUAUUUUUAUGAAAAAUUGUUGAAUUUUUAUUUUUAAUUUGCAAUUUGAAACUUAGAUUUAUUAGAUGCUCGAAGGUGAAUGAACAGUAUUUAAAAAAAAAAUAUUAUAUUAUUAAAAUUUAUUAUGAAGCAAGCAAAUUGUCAAAAAGUCCCUGCGCUAUAGUUUUUAAACGUACUGUAGUUCCAAAGGCAUCCGAUAUUCUACAAUUAUAAAUACGUAUUUUGCAUAAACAUGCAGGGCUUGGCUGAGGAGUGGUGGAUAAUGUGUUCAACACAUUUUAGAAAAAAGUCUAAAGUUUCGUAGAAAUGUUACGCAAAAUAGCUGCGUAAUUCGUUGGCCAGAAAAAUUGCCAUUUUGUAAAACAAUUAAAAAAGUACAGAAAAUGCAUUUACUAUAUUAAAUUAAUAUGUGAAUUUACUUGCUUACAUGCGUACAUAUGUAUGUAUGGUUAAAUUGGAAAACAUACAAUACAUACAUUCGACACCGGUAAAUUUGUGCUGAAUUCUACUUAUUGCAUAAUUGGCGAGCGCCAUUUUUACGUAAUAUUGUUGUACUUGUAUAUAAUUUUGAAAAGUUGCGCUAUGUGUGUUUUAAAACAAACGUACAUAUGUAAAUAGAUAUGUACUUGUGUGCAUCACAUUGAAAACUAGGAUUAGGUGCAAAUGUAACUUCCAGAAAAGUUUUCCUUUGAUUAAGACACAUACAUACAGACCCACAAACGCACAUACGUAUUUAUUUUGUAUUUUUGAUGGCAUCUUCUUUCAAAUGUAUUAAAUGUACGGUAAAUAGGCGCAUACUUAUGCACAUUCAUGAAUACAUAUGUAUGUAUGUAUGUAUGUCGCUAGAUGGACAUGAUAGUUCAAAAAUUAUCAACGAAUGUUUUUAGGUUCUUAAUCAAAUACAGUUUACACAGAACUUAGGGGCUUUAUAUACUUAUACAUACAUACUAAGUUACUAGCCAUUUAUAAGCAUACAUAUACAUACAUAUAUAUAAGUAAUAUAAUUUCCACUGUAUAUAUAACAAAUAUACAUGCAUACAUCCAUAUAUUAAUAAUAUAAAUAAUCUAAUUUUUUAAAUAACACUAAGCACACACGUAUGGGUAUAGUAUACGCAUUUGUAUGCUUAUAUAUAAGUAUAACGGAAGAAUUUUACAAAGGAGCUGACACUAAAAUUCAUCUCAUCAAAAGCACUAGUCAAGUAGUCAAGUGUGGAAAACAUCAAAAAAUCGAUACAUAAAAAAUACAUACUUAUACGAGUAUGUAUGUAUAUCUGCGUACUUUUGACAUAACAACUAAAAUUGCUUUACUCAUAGCUUUCACUGCUAUUUUUUACAUUACUAUUAACAUUUUACUGAGAUCAAGGGUCUUUCAAAAGACGCGCCUAGAUGUUGUUCAAAAAUAAAACAUGUAAAAAUUUUGAUUCUUUCAGAUUUCACUGUUUUUAUUCAAAAAAACAGCUCUUAAUAAUUAUGUGUGACAAAUUACAUCAUUUAUAUGUCCACCAUGGGAACGUCAGCAGGCGAGAAUCAAAAUUUUCAAGGACUCGCACAUUAUCGAAUUUAGUUCAACAACCUCAAUCCGAAUGUUGGGCUUCAUCUCUGGAAUCGUUGUUGCCUUAUUCACAUAGACUCAACUUUUCAAAAAAGCCCACAAAAAUUAGUCCAGAUCUUGUGAUCAGGAUAUAGGUGGCCAGUUUAUGUCCCCAUUACGUGAAAUUAAUCGACCGGGAAACUUGGGUCGCAAAAAUGCAAUGAUUUCCCGUGUUGUGUGGCUUCUAAAGGCUCCAUCCUGCUAAAAAUAAAGAUCGCCUUAUGUCAAUUCCUUUAAGCUCAGGGCACAAAACAUCUUCAAUCAGUUGUUGGCUUCAAUUGUCAAAUGUGAAAGAUGACAUAAAAAAAGGUACCGUCUAAGAAUUAUUCACUACUCUACGCGUAACUUUUGAAAGACCUUUUAAAACCUUUUGAGCCUUAUUCAUGAAUGUGUUAAUAUUUUUCGAAUGAUAUAUUAUAUAAAACUGCAUGUCCAUAUGGUUUAAAAUUAUGAUAUCUUAAAAUUAUUUGAAAUCUUUUUCUUAUUCGUCAUAAAUUAGGUUGGUAAACUAAAUCUGUCAAUAACAUAAGAUUUAAACAUUUCGCUAAAACACAGGCAGAAAGUACACAGAUGUAUGUAUGUAUAAGUAUAUACAUAUGUAUGUACUUGCAUGCAUAUUAUCGAAAUCUAAAAUACUUAUUAACAAGAAAUUUAUGAGAAGUCUCCACACAGAAAUAUUUUCAGAUUCACUGAAACCGGUUACUAGUUACAUAACAUUAGAGCAUUUUUUACAAACCUCAGUCUCCGGAAAUCACUGAAUAAAAAAAAAAUUUUGAGUGUCUUUCUCGUUCAUACAAAAUAGGUUUGAGGACAUCUGAAAGCUCUGAGGUGGAUUUUAGUUUUCAGCAAACUUCGAAAGUACCAUAAAGUAAAUGCGGUUGCAUGCAAUUGUGCCGAAUAUUGUUUUGAGAAGUCGCGAAGCAUUUCGUAAACGCAAUAAAUAAUCUGUUUUUAACAUGAACGGUUAAAUAAAUAUGUCUAAAUAAAAUUUUAAGCUUAAAUUUUUUUUACCUAUAAACAACAUAGAUGGCUUAUGUUGUAGUUUUGACUACGAAGGUAAAUAAUAUAUUUUUACCACUUGUCCACUUUUGUAUGUUUUGCAUAACUGUUUUCUUUCUUUUGUUUAAAAUUUAUAAAAAGUAUUGUAUUAAUUUCUUUCGUAUUUUUUAUUGAAAUUCGAAUUGAGAUCUCUAUAGUGAAUAUGUCUAUAUUGUCUUAAAAGACAUGUUUGUAUGUAUAUUAGUUUUAAGUGCAUUUUAAGCUUAUCAUGUUUGAAUUAUUUUUUUUAUAAAAAAUGAGCAAAUAAAGCAUACAAGUUAAGAACUUGUAAAACAUAAGUUCUAAAAAAAUAAAUUUUUUUAUUACCGGUCCAACUGACCGCACUUUAUUCACUAACUUCCAAAACCAAAAAGCCGCUUAAACAAGUAAACUACUUAAUUUAUAUUAAUACAAAUUGUGGCGUGACUUAAUUCUAGGAACUUAAAUAAGCAACUUUAUAAUACUUGCAUUAUUGCAGAAAUCAAUAUGGAAAUUGAGUAAGCAAUUUUAUUAAAAAGAAUAUAAGAAGCAAAGAGUUCCUUAACUUGGUUUGGGUUAACUCUUCCCUUCUUAAAUCGAUUGUCCGCAAUCGAGUAUUGAAUUAUGGUGUUUUAAUUUCAAGAAAUGGCCCCGCUUGGGUGUUUGGCAUAUGUUCGGUAGUUAUUAUUGAUUGAGGUGAUAAAUACAGUUUUUGUCUAUACUUAUUAUUAAGUAUAAGCG